Messenger RNA from Trypanosoma grayi, 1056 nucleotides. Its product is annotated as putative elongation factor 1-gamma (EF-1-gamma). Gene Ontology annotation, cellular component: nucleus; cytoplasm. The record is from RefSeq and is a predicted model, not a curated record. The transcript has a single exon. Gene Ontology annotation, biological process: translational elongation. The coding region runs from base 1 to 1056 and encodes 351 amino acids. Lineage: Eukaryota; Euglenozoa; Kinetoplastea; Trypanosomatida; Trypanosomatidae.
AUGGUGCUCAGCCUGAUUGGCCCACUGGACAACAACCGUGUGCAGCGGAUCCUUCUGGUGGCGGCCUACGCCGGCACGAAACUGAAGGUCGUCCCCAUCACCGUCGGCGUGGAGAACGAGUCGGAGGAGUACCGCCGCAACUGCCACCCGCUCGGCCGCGUGCCGACGCUGAAGUCCGAUGAGGGGUACCUUUUCGAGACGAACGCCAUCAUCCGCUACAUCGCCCGCACGGAGCGGCCGUACGGGGCGGACGGCAACGAGCGCUACCCCUCACCGCAGUGCAUGGUGCCGUACAUCCUCUACGGCAAGAGCGUGCAGGAGGCGGCGGAGGUCGACGCAUGGCUUGACUUUGUGCUGACGGAGCUGGAUCCGUACAUAUUCCCGCUUGUCGAGGCGGAGGCGAAGGCGAAGGGUGCCGUGCCACGGCUCGAUGAGGCGGCGCUCGCACGGCUGCAGGAGGGGCUGCAUGGGCUGGAGCAGCGGCUGGUGUUCAAGAAGCAGCUGCUGAAGCUCUUGGCCGGCGGCGGGGGCAUUGGCGGCAGCAGCAACACUGCGCUCAGCGCCCGCACCGGCACGAACGACGAUGUGGAGGAUGGGCUCUCGGAGGAGGACUGCUUCUCGGCUACGCCACGGGAGAGCACGGUGCUGCGCGGCUACCACACGUAUAACAUCAAGACGUGCAUCGAGGUGCCGUCAGAGAGGAGCAGCAGCAGCACGGCUGCCUAUGGUGGCGGCGCAAACGGCAGCAACACCAAUGAGGCCAAUGGCGGGGUGUCGCGGCCGUCGCUACACGCAUCAGCCAUGUCGCCGCGCCUCUCUACACUCACGCCGCGGCGGAGCGCCAACCCGUCAAGCGACAUGCUCUUUCUUGUCGGCGACUCCCUCACCGCGGCAGAUCUCGUGGUUGCCUUCGCCGUGAACUAUGUACUCUCGGCAAAGCGGCUCAACGUGGUGGUGAAGCAGCACUACCCGCAGCUGGUACGCCACCACAGCAGCAUUCUCCGCCUCCCCGUCGCCACAAGUGUGCGCAAGGCGCUGGGCGUGAGCCUCAUUUAG